AUGCUAUUAUUAUCGAUCUUAUACUCCAUAUGCCAUCAAACAGUUCGAGCGCAACAAGUUAACGUGACAAUAUUCACGGAAUCAAAAUGUAAAUAUUGUACAAAAUUAUUGCGUGAGCAAAUUUGGCCAUUUUAUGUGGAACGACCUGGUAUAAUGAAUAUACAGAUAAUACCAUUUGGUAAAGGUUAUUGUGAUCAUUUUUCCAAUCAAACAUUUUUUUGUCACUGUCAACAUGAGCAAGAUGAAUGUGAUUUGAAUAGAUUGCAAAAUUGCGCUAUUGCUUUCUUUCCUCGGCACUACUUAGGCCUAGUAACGUGCGUUCAAGGCCUGUCUAAUAUUUAUGAAGCAUUUUCACGAUGCUUAACAGGCCUUACAGAAUAUACUCAAUAUCGAUUAAUUGAAUGUGCCACAACACAAACUGGCGAGACGCUGAAUUAUUAUUCAAUGUUGAAUACUCAUCGAGCAGGAAUUAAAUUAUGGCCAGCAAUGUUUGUAAAUGGUGAAUACUUCGAGCGUAAUUAUCCGUCCGAAAUUGAGAUAUGCAGGCAUACAACAUGGUGUUAA
Molecule: messenger RNA, 564 nt
Organism: Acanthocheilonema viteae
Lineage: Eukaryota; Metazoa; Nematoda; Chromadorea; Rhabditida; Onchocercidae
Source: the annotation of a GenBank genome assembly